UUGCCCCCAAAAGCAGAAGCUGCAGCAAUUCAAGAGCAAGGAGAAAUGGCGUCCACUGCCCUGCGGAGCUGCGCCGUUCUCUUCCCCAGCCUCCUCUCGUCUUCCAAGUCCAAGUUCGCCGCCGGCUCCCUCACCCUCCCAGCCUCCCAUGGUGCCUCCGCCGGCCGCUUCUCCAUGACUGCCGACUGGAUGCCCGGCCAGCCCCGGCCGCCCUACCUAGACGGCUCAGCCCCCGGUGACUUCGGGUUUGACCCGCUCCGUCUCGGAGAGGUUCCGGAGAACCUGGAACGGUACAAGGAGUCCGAGGUCUACCACUGCCGGUGGGCGAUGGCCGCAGUGCCGGGGAUCUUGAUUCCGGAGGCGUUGGGACUGGGCAACUGGGUGAAGGCCCAGGAGUGGGCGGCCGUGCCCGGCGGCCAGGCCACCUACCUUGGCAACCCGGUGCCGUGGGGUACGCUGCCGAUCAUCCUUGUCAUUGAGUUCCUCGCGAUCGCCUUCGUGGAGCACCAGCGCAGCAUAGAGAAGGACACGGAGAAGAAGAAGUACCCCGGCGGGGCCUUCGACCCCUUGGGCUACUCCAAGGACCCUGUCAAGUUCGAAGAGUACAAGGUCAAGGAGAUCAAAAAUGGUCGGCUCGCUAUGUUGGCAUUCGUGGGAUUUUGCGUGCAGCAAUCUGCUUACCCGGGCACUGGACCUUUGGAGAACUUAGCCAGCCAUUUGGCUGAUCCAUGGCACAACAACAUCGGGAACAUUGUGAUCCCCAGAUCCAUUGUGCCAUGAGUUAGAGGGGCUUGUAGCUUCCUCGCUACACCGUAAUUAAAAUUUCAUGUCGAACAUGCCUUGGCCCUGUUGGGUAGUUUGUUGUAUUUAAUCGGUGACACGAUCGAUAUUAGUUGCAUGAUCUUGUUUCUAAUCCAAAAAAUUUGGACAA
Zingiber officinale is the source of this 931-nucleotide messenger RNA. RefSeq names its product chlorophyll a-b binding protein 6, chloroplastic-like. Gene Ontology annotation, biological process: photosynthesis, light harvesting in photosystem I; response to light stimulus. The transcript is spliced from 4 exons. The record is from RefSeq and is a predicted model, not a curated record. Bases 46 to 780 code for a protein of 244 amino acids. NCBI's taxonomy places the organism in Eukaryota, Viridiplantae, Streptophyta, Magnoliopsida, Zingiberales, Zingiberaceae. Gene Ontology annotation, cellular component: membrane.